Molecule: messenger RNA, 1500 nt
Organism: Nipponia nippon (crested ibis)
Lineage: Eukaryota; Metazoa; Chordata; Aves; Pelecaniformes; Threskiornithidae
Source: RefSeq, a predicted model, not a curated record
UUCACGGCGUAAGCAGUUGUCUGCCAGUGGCUCUGGAGGCAGACCCGAGCGGUCGCCGUCCCUGUUUAUAGAGACAAAGGAGGGAAGAAGCAUGUCCCGUCUGUCUCUAACACGGUCCCCGGUUUCUCCGCUGGCUGCUCAAGGAAUUCCUCUCCCAGCUCAACUCACCAAGUCGAACGCUCCUGUGCACAUCGAUGUAGGAGGACACAUGUACACCAGCAGCCUGGCUACCUUGACAAAGUACCCAGACUCCAGAAUAAGUCGUCUGUUUAAUGGCACAGAGCCUAUUGUCUUGGACAGUUUAAAACAACAUUAUUUCAUUGAUCGAGAUGGUGAAAUUUUCAGAUAUAUAUUAAGCUUCCUAAGGACAUCUAAGCUACUGCUCCCAGAUGACUUUAAGGACUUUAAUCUUUUAUAUGAAGAAGCAAAGUAUUACCAGCUGCAGCCAAUGAUUAAGGAACUUGAGCGAUGGAAACAAGAGAAAGAACAAAGGAAACAUUUCCAGCCUUGUGACUGCUUGGUCGUAAGAGUGACUCCAGAUCUGGGGGAAAGAAUUGCAUUGAGUGGGGAGAAAGCUUUAAUAGAAGAGAUCUUCCCGGAGACCGGGGACGUCAUGUGCAACUCCGUAAACGCUGGCUGGAACCAGGACCCUACCCACGUUAUUAGGUUUCCUUUGAACGGAUACUGCCGGUUGAAUUCAGUGCAGGUGCUCGAAAGAUUAUUUCAGAAGGGAUUUAACGUGGCAGCUUCGUGCGGUGGUGGGGUGGAUUCCUCUCAGUUCAGUGAAUACGUGCUGUGUCGCGAAGACAGACGACCACAACCUACCCCGACGAUCAGAAUAAAACAGGAGCCCCUGGACUAGACCCUACCCGUACUCCUUUGUAACCGUAGAAGUGUUUAAUAGUCCCUUAUGUGAAACACUAAGGAUUUGCAAAACAGUAUUAGCAAACAGAUUUUGACUUUAUGUUGCCAAUUAGUGGUAUUCUGAAACUACCUGUCACAUAGCCAGCCAUGAAAUGCAUUUGAAAAACCAGUUGUCCGUUUUUCACAAUGAAAUUCCUGAGCAUGCUCAGCGCACCAGCCCCGCUGGGAAUGUACUUUGGGCUGAACAGCUCUGGUGGAGAAAAAGGCAAAGCUUCGUGAACCCCUGACCCUAGAUUGGACUUCUGCAGAAAGACCAGUUAAAGCAAAUUGAGUAGAUCGGCAGGAGAAGCGGUUCUGAGAGCCUUCCCAACGAUACCCCGAUGCUGUGACGCGUGGAAGUGGGCACCUCCGAGAGGAAGACGGUACACUAAAAACUGCACUGAGUAUCUUCCCUGACUGCCGCACCUCCUUCAUAUCAGACGUGCUUUACACCUCCGUACGCUACAUUACACUUCCGUGAUUGUACUCGCUCAUGCUAGCAAAUGGCUUAUUUUUAUACAACAUUUCCAACUGAAAUAUCUCUCUGUGGACAGAAUCCAGAAUCAGAAAAGGACAGAUUUAUAGUCAACUGGUGCU